Aureobasidium pullulans EXF-150 is the source of this 2382-nucleotide messenger RNA. Its product is annotated as SPX-domain-containing protein. Bases 1 to 2382 code for a protein of 793 amino acids. Gene Ontology annotation, cellular component: vacuolar transporter chaperone complex; fungal-type vacuole membrane. The transcript has a single exon. The record is from RefSeq and is a predicted model, not a curated record. NCBI's taxonomy places the organism in Eukaryota, Fungi, Ascomycota, Dothideomycetes, Dothideales, Saccotheciaceae.
AUGAAGUUCGGAACGACGCUGCGCAAUGCCGUGUACGAGCCGUGGAGGGAGUCGUACGUCGACUACACCAAGCUCAAGAAGUUGUUGAGGGAGGACGAGCCGAGCAGAAAGGGAAAGGACGACACCUGGACCGACGAGGAUGCGCAAGCCUUCUACGGCGAGCUGGUCAACAACCAAUUGGAGAAGGUCACCAACUUCCACAAGUCGACAUACCAGAAGCUGCGCGACCGCACCGCCAAAUGCGAGUCCAAGCUGGACCCCGUCGCCAAAGCCGUUCAGAAUGCCUCCGACGAGUCGACCAAGAAGCCCCUGCCCUCGGAUGGCGAGAGAAAGCGUAUCCUGAAGGAGGUCAUUGAAGAGCUGGACCGCAUCACCAAGGACAUCAACGAGCUGGAGAAGUACAGCCGCAUCAACUACACCGGCUUCCUCAAGAUUGCAAAGAAGCACGACCGCAAGAGAGGUGGCAGAGUCUCGAGUAUCCGCCCUUUGGUCAAGUCUAGAAUGGCCGAUGUUCCCUUCAACAACGAGGACUACUCACCUCUCCUCUACCGCCUGUCGGCCAUGUACUCUUUCGCACGUCAGAACCUCGAGGGCAAGGACCGUCCUGUAUCGCUCGUAGAGUCCAUCGCUGGCGAGGAAAGCUACACCUCGCACAAAUUCUGGGUGCACAUGGACAACCUGCUCGAAGUAAAGACCGUCAUCCUUCGUCGUCUGCCUGUCCUGGUCUACAACCCUCAGACCGAAAAGAUCGCCGAGGGCACCCAGCAAGACCCUUCCAUCACUUCCAUCUACUUCGACAACCCCGACUUCAACCUGUAUUCGGCAAAGGUCGAGCACAAGACCGACGCUUCCAACCUCCGCCUGAGAUGGUAUGGCAAGCUAUCGCAGAAGCCCGAGAUCAUGUUUGAGAAGAAGACUGUCAAGACCGAAAACACCAGCGCCGACGAGCGCUUCCCUAUCAAGGACAAGUAUAUCCAGCCCUUCAUCAAGGGUGACUACCACAUGGAAAAGGCAAUCGAGAAGCGCUCUUCUCGCCAAGUCUCUGAGGACGCUCUGGAGUCGUUCAAGAAGGGCAUCAACGAUAUCCAGUCGUUCAUCAAGGAUAACGAGCUGCAACCAGUUCUCCGUGCCAACUACACUCGUACUGCCUUCCAGAUCCCUGGUGACGACAAAGUUAGAAUCUCUAUCGACACCAACCUUGCCUUCAUCAGAGAAGAUGCCAUCGACUCUGAGCGUCCGUGUCGCGACCCGGAAGACUGGCACCGCAGAGACAUCGACGAUGGUGAGAUGGAGUGGCCCUUCAAGUCUAUCCGUAAGGGUGAACUUGCCACCUUCCCUCAUGCCAUCCUCGAGAUCAAGGUCAAAAACGACAAGAAUUACGAAUGGAUUGAUGAUCUGAUGAAUUCGCAUCUUGUCAAGGAGGCACCCAAGUUCUCUAAAUUCGUGCAUGGUGUCGCUUCUCUCUUCGAGGACAAUGUCAACACUUUCCCCUUCUGGCUCUCAACGCUGGAGGAGGAUAUUCGUCAAGAUCCUGAAGAGGCCUUUGAGAAGGAGCAGGCCAAGAAGCAAAAGCAACAGGAAGAUGAGCUUGCUGUUGGAAGUCUGAUGAAGAGCAAGAGCCACUCAUCAUACAAGCCUGGCAAGAUGUCUCCCGUCGGUUCACCCACUGACAAGGGCAGCUACCUUGACCGUCGUGCAUCUCGUCAAAGUCAGAUGCAGAUUGGCGGUCAAUCUCUUGGAAGUGUUGCCCGCUCUCAACCUACCGGUAUGGCUGCCGUCGCAGAUGAGCCAGACUCUGACGAUGAUGGUCGCCAAGCUCAUGGUACCGAGGUCCAAGCAACGACGCAGUCUGGACUGCAGACCUUGUUCCCAUCCUUCUCGACUUCCAAGUACGCUCGGAACCGCCGUGACCGCGACAUGCCUCUGCCUCCUGGUGUCCAGAAGCCUGAGUAUUGGAUCAAGGAUCAGGGCCCCGUCAAGGUCGAAGCCAAGGUCUGGCUUGCCAACCAGCGUACUUUCAUCAAGUGGCAGCAUAUCACUGUUCUCCUCGCUUCUUUGAGUCUGGGUCUUUUCAACGCUGCUGGCGAAGAAAACAACAUCGCUCGUGCACUGGCGCUCGUCUACACUCUUGCGGCAGUCUUCAGUGGAGUCUGGGGCUGGGGUGUUUACCAAUGGAGAAGUCGCCUUAUCGAACAAAGAAGUGGCAAAGACUUCGACGCUCUGACUGGCCCUGUAGUUGUCUGUGUCGGCCUUUUCGUCGCUCUUAUCCUGAACUUUGCUUUCAAGUACCAAGAGAUGCGCGACAAGACAAAGCAUCAUCAAGGUCAUGGACAUGCCCUGAACCAGAGUCAGUCUAUGUUCGGCAUGGAUGAGUUGAAGUGA